Ostreobium quekettii is the source of this 321-nucleotide messenger RNA. The record is from the annotation of a GenBank genome assembly. Lineage: Eukaryota; Viridiplantae; Chlorophyta; Ulvophyceae; Bryopsidales; Ostreobiaceae.
AUGUUGCACGUGGUGGACAGGGGCAUGUGUAGCGAUUUGGUGGGGCCCGACGACGGCAGCACUUUCUGCCUGCAGCUCAAAAGCUCGAACGCCACGGCAGGGAUCGCCGGGGCGCCGGUCUUUUUCAUCGACGAUACAGCGCCGGCCAACGCCACCCUGGGAGAAGUCAUCGAGGCGGGGCAGCCGGAAAUGGACCUCAUGGUGGGAUUUGUGUCGGGGGUUGGCGUGUGCACUGAACGGUAUGGCUGCCCCAUCGUUGCUGUGAAAGCAGAGAGCGUUUACAAAUGGAUCAAGCAAGCCGUGGCGCACAAGAAGAAAUGA